UUAGCUCCUUGGAGUAGAGACUACAGUCUAUGGAAAUGUGUGUAAAAAUAAAUAAUGCACAAAAAUAAAAGCAAGACGCUGCUAUCCUUUUCUAUUCUUGGACAUGCUGGUGGUUGAGAUCCCAUGAUACUGACCAGAUCUGCUUCGGACAGAAUCCCUUGAAGAGCGAUCAGUGCUAGCUGAGCUCUUUCACGGAAUGGAGCCAAGCCACCCCGCUUGUUGCCUUUUGCAAUGACCAGCCCAUCCACAGAGCUGCAGAGAGGAAGCCUUUUCACACGACACUUGGUCCUGUGGCUGCAACACCAUGUCAAGCAAUGACGGUCCUGAUGGCCCAACUUCCACAACAACAAUCAGCUCUGUUCUUGUUCAGGCUGGAGACUGCAGAGUCAUCAUAGCUAUACUUAAGUGUGGACAAUGGGUGCAGCUCCAGCUAGCAGAAUCAGUACCAAAUGUAUUAGAGAUUGGCAGCAACCAAGAAGAGACCAAAAAGUUGUUACAAGAUCACGAACUUCUCCUGGCUAAGAUUAAGCCUUUGGAGGGCCAGAUCUGGGACCUGUUACGUGAGGCAGACAAAACUGCAGCAGAAAACAAAGGUCAAGAACAGGUGUAUGAUGCCAUGGCGGAGACAUUGGGAGAUGCUUGGGAUUCGCUUAUUAUUGUCCUGGAGAAGCGUAGGUCGCUUUUGAAGCUUGCUGCAGAUUUUUUUGAAAAUGCUCUAGAGUUUGCUAUCAAGAUCGACCAAGUUGAAGAUUUCCUGCAGAAUUCCCAAGAGUUUGAGAACCCCGAGUCCCUGAGAGCUCUUCUGAAACAGCAUGAACACCAUACAAAAGAGCUUUUAGAAAAAUCUCUGGUUCUCUUAAACAAAAGCCAUGACCUUACGGAAUUUAUAGAGGAAUUUAAGUCUGAUGGUCCGAACAUAAAUCCAGCAUUCAUCCAAGGAGCCCACAAUAGCUGCGUGAAAAUUGCUAGUCUCCUUGAAGCUCUCCAAGACAGGAGAAGGCAACUGGACAAAUACCUGAAGCUGCAGCGCCAAGGACUGGAGCAGGUUUUACAAAUUUGUCAGUGGCACCAUCAGGAAAAUCAGGUAACUUCUUGGUACAAGAAGAAUAUAAAAGAUUAUUUCCAUAAACAAGACCGUGGUUCAUCUUUAAAAGAAAAUGAAGACUUACUUGAGGAGCACAAGGAAAUGGAAAAUAAGGUUAAAGAAUGGAACUCUGUUGUGGAAGAAUUGAAAUCUGAUGCACUAAAAAUUCUGUUUUCUGAAGAAUAUGCUGAAAAAGAGCACUUAAAGCUUUCAAAUCAGAAAAUUAACCUGUUGCAGACCGAAGUGAAGCGUUGCAUGGAUGACCGGAAGGCUUCAUUGCAAGAAACCAAUGACUUCUUCACUUCAGCAAGGAAGGCAUAUGAUGUUCUUGAAAAAGUAGAGACUUCUCUUCAAGUGCUUGACUCUGAAGAUAUAACCUUGUCUGCCUUGGCAAUAAAACACCAGGAACUGGAGAAAGAACUACAAGAUGGAACAGCUGAUGCCUUGCAAAAGGGGCACACAUUGCUUAGUAAAGGAAAUACCCAAAGUUCUUCAGUGACUGGUGUCCAGGAAAUGGUAGGUUCCAUUCAGAAAAGAAGAGAUCAAUUGAUGAAAAAGUGUCUUGGUCACAAAGAACAUGAGUCAAAAAAGCAACCCAUCACCACCUCUUUAGAUGAUUACGUCAUCAAGGCCUCUGCAAAGAUAAAGAACAUUGGUCCAGUCGUCUCAGUCGCAAUGAAUCCUGGAUCGUCUGUGUCUGAAUCUGAGAAAGUCUUGAACAAGUACAUAGACAUGGCAAACCAAACCAAGGAGAUUUCCAACGAACUGGAAUUAGCCGUCAGAAUUUUUAAGGAAAUGGAAGAAUUUGAAACCACAGAAAUUGCAGCUUUUUCUAACAAAACUGACCUUCUAAAUGAGGAACUGGCAGCACUUAACAGAAAUAUUAGCUUAAAACUGGACAUUUUGAAGCCAUAUGUAGCAUUUUUAAAGUCAUCAAGUGAGGUCAGUGAUGAUGCCCAGAGGCUGAAAAAUUUCUAUACCACUGUUCAAGAAAAUGAAGCUAAAAUGGAGACCUUGAUACAGUCAGCUGACACUCAGUGGCAGAUGGUUUUAAAGAAAAUUCUUUCCACUCAGGAUAUGGGGCAUGGCUUUUUAAAUCUAGUCAACAUGGUUAAUGAAAAUCUAAUAUUGAAUGUGGAAAACGUUGUUCGAGUAACUGAAGAUACUAUGGAGAUUCUGAACAAAGAAAAAGAAGAAUUGACAAGACUGUGGACAACAUGGAAACUUAAUAUGACUCAAGUGAAAUCCAUCAAACAACAAUGUGGGAAAUUUAAUGAGCAAUUUCAAAAUACUAUCCAAACCUUGAACACUCUUCAGGAGGCACUAAGGUCUACUGCUGAAGUUGAUCUUGGAAGCAACAUUUCAAUACUUGUAGAAAUGCAAAAUAAAUUUAACAAAAUGAAACCACAAUUUCAGCAACUCGGGGCUGAGGUGGAAUACACAUUAAAGUUAUCAGAGCAGCUGAGCUUGAAGGGAGUACCUGACACAGAAAAGUCUGAGAAAGUAAGUGAGCUCAUUCAUCUCCAUAAGGAGAUAAAGGACAGAAUGGCUGAGUAUGAUGCAAUUUUCAACAAGACAGUCAAGUUCCACCAUGUCAAAGAGGAACUCGAAAAUCUCAUAAAAUCACAAGGAUUGGAGAUCUCAGAAAUGAAAGAUGUGCCCAGUGACUCUCCACAUGCUAAGAUCCACCUGAAUAAUGUCCAGGAGAAGCACACACGUAUCAGGAACCUGUACAAAUUGGCCCUCACACUUGGAAUGGAUUUAAUUUCAACAGUGAAACAUCCUAAUUCCUUUAAUGUUUCUGUAAAGAACCUCCAGCAGCAGCUAGAUGCCCUUGAGUCUGACAGCAUUCACUGGGAUUCCAAAGCUGAGAAGUAUGAGGAAGAGCUGUCACACAUCAUACGCUUCUGCGCCACCAGAGAGGAGAUACACGAGCUCAGAGAAUCGUUUAAAGAUCUGAAAAAGAAAUUCAACAACAUGAAAUUUAACUAUAGCAAGAGAAGCGAAAGAGCAAGAAACCUGAAGACCCUAAGAAUUCAGAUACAGCAAGUUGAGGCAUAUUCUGAGAAAAUGCAGCAGGUACUGAGAAAGAAAGCAGAGAAUUUAAAGAAGAAAAUUAUAGAUUCCCUGCCAGCAUUACCUAGUGAUAAAGCUGGCAUACUCUCUGAAUCAAUCAAUGAACUAGAGAAGCAACUGAGUGAAUUUGGCAAAAAUAUGGAGGAUUACAAGCAGAAUUUAGACCUCAUGGAACACCUGCAGCAGCUGAUGGAAGAGUGCCAGUUUUGGUGUGAAGAAGCUAGUGCUACAGUAGUUAGAGUUGAAAAAUAUUCAACAGAGUGCAAGACGAAGGAAGCAGUAGAAAUACUCCGCAAACAAUUCAACAAGUUUGUUGAACCUAUGGUCCCUCAACAGGAGGAAAGAAUUCAAACAAUCACUAAACUUGCUAAAGACUUAUAUGGUAUUGAAGAAGGAAAGCGGUAUGUUGAGAAGUUAGGAGCAAAGUACAAAGAAGUACUUAAUUCUGUCAGUGAACUAUGCAGUUCCUUAACAGAACUGGAAGACAAGCUGGAGGAGGACUCACAAGAGGGAAAACUAGCUAAUUCUGAUCAUUUUGAUGGUGAUCACAAAGCAGAACAUGAAAAACAGAAAGAGAUGACUGAUAAAGCGUAUAUGAAAGACAAGUCAAAUGAGCUGGAGCAGGAAGAGAAGGUUUUGGCUGAUACUUCAGUUAUCUGUCUGGCCAGUGAGGAUUCUGUUUCAAAGGACACCGAACUCUUGCCUUCUGCCAAAGAGGAUAGCUUUCAGGCUGAGUUCCUGGCAGAAGAAAUGCCCUCUGGAGACGAUGAAUAUGAGUGUAUAUCCCCCGAUGAUAUCUCUUUGCCUCCGCUUUCUGAGACACCAGAAUCCAAUCUUCUGCAUUCUGAAACAGAUCUAGAAGAGCCACCUUGCUGUAGCUCGCGGGGACUGCAUGUCAGCUCUUAUACUGUGCAAAUGCCGAUAAAUGCUGGCAGCAAAAGAAUGGCUGGUGAAUCUGAUCCCUUAACCUCCGCUGCUUAUGGUGACAUGCCUGGUCACAGAAAGGAAUGUAUGUCAGAUGAGCUAGAUAGAUUUUCCUCCUCGACCAUAAGUUACCAUUCAGAAUGCAAAGUGGAAUCCCCCAUUGCACAUAGUUCGCCAGAAAUGCCUGAAGCCAGCCCUGUUCCCUGCACGCUCAAGACCAAGUCAUCCUAUUGCAUGACGAGUGAAGUGUGCCAGACCCAUUUGCAACGCCAUGAGGUUCACAACGGCAUGACAGAAGCACAGAGGCAAUUGCAUGGCAUAAAUAACUUUACUAAAAACCAGGAUAGGCUGCAUGCUUCACCCAAUACAUUCUCAGAUCUCCUGUUUCAAUCAGACGCCACCAGAAGCUGUCAGAGGCAGAUGGUCACCCGAGAAGAGAUUAAAAGUGUAUCUGAAAAGAACCGCAUGGUCAGCCUAUCUGGACAGGCGCCUAACUUCUCCAAGCUUCUGUCUAAUGUAACUGUCAUGGAAGGUUCUCCGGUGACUUUGGAAGUAGAAGUAACAGGAUUCCCAGAGCCUACACUGACCUGGUUCCAGAAGGGACAGAAACUGACUGGAGAUGAGCACAUAGAGCUCUUACACAAGGAUACAAAGCAUUCUUUGUUCAUUCAGAAGGUGUGUGACACAGAUGAUGGCCUCUAUGUGGUUCGGGCAAAAAAUUCUAGUGGCACAGUCUCCUCAAGUGCCAUCCUCCAUGUGAAAGAACAGUGUAAUGCCAAUUUUCACAAAGGUCAGAGAAGAGAUGCUUUGAGAAUGAAUCCAAAAACUGCCCUGAGACCCUUUAUUGAGGGGAAAGCAAGAUAUAAAUGAAGCAAAUAAAAAUAU
This is a messenger RNA of Anolis sagrei ordinatus, 4969 nucleotides long. RefSeq names its product coiled-coil domain containing 141 (gene CCDC141). The record is from RefSeq and is a predicted model, not a curated record. Lineage: Eukaryota; Metazoa; Chordata; Lepidosauria; Squamata; Anolidae. Gene Ontology annotation, molecular function: protein binding.